This is a messenger RNA of Malania oleifera, 1737 nucleotides long. RefSeq lists its product as uncharacterized. The transcript is spliced from 5 exons. Bases 414 to 1445 code for a protein of 343 amino acids. Lineage: Eukaryota; Viridiplantae; Streptophyta; Magnoliopsida; Santalales; Ximeniaceae. The record is from RefSeq and is a predicted model, not a curated record.
ACAUUUUCGUGACUGAAGCGCGGUGUUAGUGGUACCUGAAAAAGCUAACAGCUCAGAAGGUAUUGUGAAGGGGCAUCGACAUUGGCACUGAGAGAACAAAGCUUCUGACAGCGAGGGAAAUGGCGAGUCGAGAGUCGCAAAACCCGAGUUGAACCCCUCAAAUCUAUCGAAUGAGAUUUUUGUGCCGGAGCUUGAAGCCUUGGGUAUGAUCAUGGGCGCUAUGAUGCUCAACUUUCAUAAGAGAAGACGUGGAAUGGAGCAUUUGCUAAGUUGAAGUCGAGUGGAUGGUUAAGGAUGGGAUUUGACAAAAUUGAUCUGUCAUACAUAUCACGAUGGAACUUGGUGCAUUGUCAAUUUAUGUCAUAUUUGGAUGCUUCUGAGUUCUCCCCUUCAAUACUUAACUCGCUUUUAAAAUGAAAUCGAGAGCCAAUGGGAUACCUAGGGCUCAGCGGUCAAAAAAUUUUCAGGGUGAGGGGCCAAAUUGGGUCCUCAUUGCUGGUAGUGCCUUAUUAAGCACAUUAUCAAUUCGCCUCGGAUACAAGCUGAAGCAGAUAUUUGACACAAAGCAACAGGAGAAUGCUAAUCACCGUUUGAAAGGAACUGGAAAAUCCAUGGACAGGAGGAAGUUGGGCGGCUGCCAUAUGCAUUCAAAUGUCUGUUCUUUUGCACCCUAUGAAGAUGGAUGCUUCAAUUGCACUUCAGCAGGAAACGAAGAAAUAGCAGAGAUCAAGUUCCCCCACAAUGGCCAAAUUUCGAUUGAAUCUGAUGUGGCACUCCCUCUGGUCACAGUUCCUACUCUUGAAUUUAGUAAAGAGAGUGGCAUUAUUUGGGCAUCUUCUCCUGAUUGCCUUGAACUUCCUCCAAAGCCAUUCCACCACUCAAACAGCUCAGACUCACCAUCUGUCUCCGAAUGUGGUUCUGAUAUAUUCAGCAAGCGGGAAGUAAUACACAAGCUGAGGCAGCAGUUGAAGAAAAGGGAUGAUAUGAUACAGGAGAUGCAUGAUCAGAUUGCAGAAUUGCAGAAUUCACUUGAGACUCAGAUGUCACAUUCUGCCCAUUUGCAGUCACUGCUGGAUGCUGGAAACAGGGACUUGUUUGAUUCUGAGAGAGAAAUCCAGAUGCUGAGGAAAGCAAUUGCAGAUCACUGUUUGGAACAUGUAAACUCCAAUGAUAAGCCCUCCACAGGUACAAUUUGGCCAUCUGAAGGGAGAAAUGGUCAUGCAAAUGGGUAUCUGAAUGGAGACAGGAACUUGGAAUCAUUGGAAAAAUGGAGAGCAGAUGGAGAAAAGAUUGAGAAGCUGAAAAGGGAUGUGGGAGACUUAAAGGAAGUGAUUGAGGGAAAGGACUACCUCCUUCGGAGCUAUAAGGAACAGACAGCAGAGCUCUCUAUGAAGAUCAAGGAGUUGCAGCAGAGAUUGGAUUCUCAGCUGCCUAACAUUUUGUAGGUAUUGUUAGUUUUGUGUAUUCUUGUUUCCUUUCCUUCCGAUUUUCUUUCUUUGGUUGGACAUUCCAAAUUUGGAUGAAGUUUCCUCUUUUCUUCUUUUCUUCUCAUCAUGGCCUUCUUUGAAAGUUUCAGGCUGUAUUGUCCAUUAUUUUUCUUUCUUUUCUUUUAUUUUUUUGAGUGAAUUUUAAUUUUAAAAAGAGAGACGUGUGGGGGUGGGGGAACCAUGAUGUUGAUAUGGAGUGGACUGUCUGCUGGAAAUGUUUGUGAUCAAUUUGAAACAAGUUUCACAAAAA